This is a messenger RNA of Apus apus (common swift), 881 nucleotides long. RefSeq names its product NADH:ubiquinone oxidoreductase subunit A7 (gene NDUFA7). NCBI's taxonomy places the organism in Eukaryota, Metazoa, Chordata, Aves, Apodiformes, Apodidae. Gene Ontology annotation, biological process: mitochondrial electron transport, NADH to ubiquinone; ATP synthesis coupled electron transport. The record is from RefSeq and is a predicted model, not a curated record. Bases 22 to 324 code for a protein of 100 amino acids. The transcript is spliced from 4 exons. Gene Ontology annotation, cellular component: mitochondrial inner membrane.
CCGCGCCCUUCAGAGGCCGCGAUGGCGACGGCGACGCGGCUGGUCCAGCGGCUCCGCAACUUCCUGGCCGGGCGGGACCUCCAGGCCAAGCUGGCGCUGCGGUACGACGAGAUCUCCAAGAGAAGCCAGCCGCCGCCUCGGCUCCCGGUGGGCCCCAGCCACAAGUUCGCUGAUAACUAUUAUUGCAGCCGGGACGGGAGGCGAGAGUCGCUCCCACCCAUCGUGGUGGUGGCGGGGCAGAAAACCCUGGCUGCGGGGGCUCAGGCUGGCAGGUUGGUAGAAGAAUGCUGGAAUGGAUUCUUGUGUCUCCUCUUGAGUAAGUGAGGUGGCUGGUAGUUGGCUAACAAGCCCCUCUAGCUGGAGUGCACCUAGAGAAGGGCAGCAAAGCUGGGGAAGGGUCUGGAGCAGAAGUCUUAGAAGGAGCAGUUGAGGGAACUGGGGAUAUUCAGCCUGGAGAAAAGAAGGCUGGGGGGAGACCUUCCUGCUCCCUGCAACUCCCUGAAAGGAGGAUGGAGCUGGGGUGGGGAGUGUGGUGGUGUUGGUGUCUUCUCCCAAGGAACAGGUGACAGGACAAGAGGAAGUGGCCUCAGGUUGUGCCAGGGCAGGUUGAGAUUGGAUCUUGGGAACAGUUUCUUCCCUAAAAGGGUUGUCAGGCCCUGGCCCAGGCUGCCCAGGGCAGGGGUGGAGUCCCCGUCCCUGGAGGGGUUUCCAAGCCCUGUAGAUGUGGUGCUGAGGGACAUGGGGCAGUGGUGGCCUGGGCAGUGCUGGGUUAAUGGUUGGACUUGAUGAUAUGAAAGGUCUUUUCCAGCCAAAAUGAUUCCAUGAUUUUGUAAAUAAACCUGUACUGCAAAUUAAAUCCAAGUCUGUUUUUUAAUUAAAGC